This is a messenger RNA of Saprolegnia parasitica CBS 223.65, 898 nucleotides long. Its product is annotated as septum site-determining protein MinD. Gene Ontology annotation, biological process: negative regulation of cell division. Gene Ontology annotation, molecular function: ATP binding; ATP hydrolysis activity. The transcript has 4 exons. The record is from RefSeq and is a predicted model, not a curated record. Gene Ontology annotation, cellular component: cytoplasmic side of plasma membrane; cytosol. NCBI's taxonomy places the organism in Eukaryota, Oomycota, Saprolegniomycetes, Saprolegniales, Saprolegniaceae. Bases 17 to 898 code for a protein of 293 amino acids.
CCACAAUUUUACCACGAUGCUGCUCCUCCGCGCUCUCCAUCCGGCCAAGACGCUCGCGCCGCGGGCGGUGGCGCGCUACACGGCGGUCGCGGGCCUUGGCAACCAGGACGCUACUGCCGGCGGAUCGCCCCAGGGCAAGGUCGUUGUCGUGACGUCCGGGAAGGGCGGCGUCGGCAAGACGACGUGUUCGGCCAGCAUCGGCUAUGGCCUGGCGCAGAAGGGCUACCGCACGUGCCUCAUCGACUUUGACAUUGGCUUGCGCAACCUGAUAUUCACUUGGGCUGCGAGCGCCGCCCAAGCGCUCAUCAAGGACAAGCGCCUCGAGAAGCUGUCGCUUUUGGCCGCGAGCCAGACGCGCGACAAGGACGCGCUCACGGAAGACGGUGUCGCCAAGGUGCUCGAAGAGCUCAAGCAGGAUUUCGACUACAUCAUCUGCGACUCGCCGGCGGGCAUCGAGUCGGGCGCACGCCACGCCAUGUUCUUCGCGGACGAAGCUAUCAUCGUGACCAACCCUGAGAUCUCGUCGUGCCGCGACUCGGACAAGAUGAUCGGCUUCAUUGCGAGCAAGUCGCUGCGCGCCCAGGAAGGCCGGGCCAAGGUCAACCAGUACCUCCUCAUCAACCGCUACGACGCCAAGCGCGUCUCGAACGAAGAGUGUCUCUCGGUCGAGGACAUCCAAGAGAUGCUGGCGCUGCCGGUCGUCGGCGUCAUUCCCGAGUCGGCGCAGGUCCUCAACUCGUCCAACAUGGGCCAGCCCGUGAUCGCGAGCAAGACGGACAAGGCCGCGGUCGCGUUUGAGGACACGGUCGCGCGCUUCCUCGGCGAAGAGCGCGACUUUAAGUUUUUGACGCCCGAAAAGUCCAUGGGGCUCUUCGGGCGCCUCUUCAACCAGCAGUAA